AACCCAAUAGCCAAACCCUAUAGCUUCAACUGCAAAUAUAUCACAUGAACUUCAGGAACAAAAUCCUGAUCUGCAUUUAGGGUUUACGCUUCACUGAGUACAUACUUCAUUUACAAGCCCUCAGAUCUCUAACUCUCUCUUUUUUCGGCGUGUAAACCCAAAAUGGCGACUCAGAUGAGCAAGAAGCGCAAGUUUGUUGCUGAUGGAGUGUUCUUUGCGGAACUGAACGAGGUGCUGACACGUGAGCUGGCAGAGGAUGGAUACUCUGGUGUGGAAGUUAGGGUAACUCCUAUGAGGACUGAGAUCAUCAUACGCGCAACUCGCACUCAGAAUGUUCUCGGUGAGAAAGGUAGGAGGAUUCGGGAGUUGACUUCGGUGGUACAGAAGAGGUUCAAAUUUCCAGAGAACAGUGUGGAGUUGUAUGCUGAGAAAGUUAACAACAGGGGGCUUUGUGCCAUUGCUCAGGCCGAGUCUCUCAGAUACAAGCUUCUCGGGGGCCUGGCUGUCAGGAGGGCCUGCUAUGGUGUUUUGAGAUAUAUUAUCGAGAAUGGAGCUAAGGGUUGCGAGGUCAUUGUUAGUGGAAAGUUGAGGGCUCAACGUGCCAAAUCAAUGAAGUUCAAAGAUGGCUAUAUGAUAUCUUCUGGUCAGCCGGUGAAAGAGUACAUUGACUCUGCUGUCAGACAUGUUCUCCUUAGACAGGGAGUACUUGGAAUUAAAGUGAAGAUCAUGCUUGAUUGGGACCCCAAGGGAAAGCAGGGUCCAAUGACUCCUCUUCCAGAUCAAGUCACAAUUCAUCCUCCAAAGGAAGAAGAGUACAUUAGGCCAUCUACUGCACCGGUGGCAACGGAAAUUGAAGUGGCUGCAGGAGGAAUGUAGAUCAUCUAUUUGAAAUGUUCUUUUAGAUCAAUAUUUAUUUUACAUUUCUGGAUUCCUUUUGGCUGAUCGUUUUGAGAGAUGAGUUCAGUAGAAACAUGCGCUCGGGCACUUUAGCAAGUUUUGUUCGGCUUUGACUAUGGAAUUUAAUUAAAAUUUAAAAUUCAAGCCCAA
This is a messenger RNA of Olea europaea var. sylvestris, 1047 nucleotides long. RefSeq names its product 40S ribosomal protein S3-3-like. The coding region runs from base 163 to 876 and encodes 237 amino acids. The transcript is spliced from 6 exons. Gene Ontology annotation, molecular function: structural constituent of ribosome; RNA binding. Gene Ontology annotation, cellular component: cytosolic small ribosomal subunit; nucleus. NCBI's taxonomy places the organism in Eukaryota, Viridiplantae, Streptophyta, Magnoliopsida, Lamiales, Oleaceae. Gene Ontology annotation, biological process: translation. The record is from RefSeq and is a predicted model, not a curated record.